UACAGUUUCACUAUUAUACAGCAAUCGAGCAAUGGCCGAGCAUUAUCGCAAUAAGAUCACUUUCCUAGGGAUAUUGGCACUAAUAGCUCUAGUUGAACCAUCCCUGGAAAAGGGCGAACCCCGCAACGUAACAAUUUCAAUCGGUAACCGCUUCAACUCUCGACCAGGUCUGGAGGAUCAUGGAACCAAUAUCAGCGGAUUAACCAUCAAUAUUACACGAUGGAGGGCCGCAGUUCUACCCGGAACUAACAUCACCGGAAUACUAAUUCCUACUGUCAGUAACGAUACUAUAACCAUCCAAAUCGGUCAUGUAAACUCACCAAAGGAAGAGCGAUUGCCGAACUCUACCCAAAAGCAAAACCGGAAGAAACGAGCGAUUCUAUCAAUACCAACAGUACCGGAAAUCUCAAUACCGACAAUUCCGGCCAUCCCCUCCAUUCCACUUCCAUUGAUCAACGGAUCUCAUGUUUCUGUUAAUGGUAACUUACUACCAUUAUCAGAUUCUAUUUCCAGCCUGAUCAGCAACAUUAUAGGAAGCGAUUUAGGAAACUUAUCACCAAACCUAAACCUGGCACUUGAAUUACCGUGGCAAUUUAUGCAGCGAAUAGCUCAAAGGCGCCUCCUGCCGAUAAAAACCCUGGAUCCGCUUGUGCAAUUUCUAGCGACACAGUACAAUGCGCUAGCGCAACCUACGAUCGAUAGUAGUCUCAAUGUCGUAGAUGAAAUAAAGCGCUAUGCUUCAACUAUGGUCAACUCCAGUCUAGGCACAGUGGACAUCGUUGUUCAUGAGGGAACGAAAAAUGUAAUACGAAUGUAUAACAGUUUAACCGAUGGGGGGAAAUCGUGCGUUGGGGGUAUUCCAGAGGAUGCCGGUUUAAGGGUGUCCAGAAAGGCCACCAACUGCGUCAGAGACCGCUGGAACGAAUUGAUCGGAAUUAUUGAUCAGUUCCGCGAUUUAGUGGCCAACAGUAGUGAUACCUUUGGCGGAUGGUUGAAAGAGUUGAAAACGUGUAACGCCAGUAACUUCGCCAACGAAUCUGACCAAGAAACGGCACAGCGGAGGUGCUAUGUUCAGGCUACCGCCGAGGUUUCGACAAAAAUGCUGUUAGAUUACCCGUUGCGCUGGUCUAGUCUGGCCGUUCGUGUCGUUAAUGCAAUCAACAAUUUCGAACCCCAGCUAGGACUUUGUGUUGCCGGUGUAGGCGCUGAGGUGGCAUCGAUUUCCACGCAUUACUCGGUUAGAGUAGGGUUGUGUCAACUGAUACCUUAAGUUUGAGUAUACAUAAAAAAACACCUAAUAAAAUGUUAAAAAAAACUUACCCAGCCUCAGUUCGCCAAAGUUGCCACAGCCGAUCUUUUUGCCGACUCGAAAGUUCGGCCCGACCAUCAGGACGCCGGACGACGAACUAACCGAGUGACGGGCGGAGUACAUGCUGCUGCCGCCACCCCGGGUGGUGCCGCCUCCGCCGCCGCCACCACCGGCCGUGGCCGAUGCUCCGGCACCCGGAACUCCACUGCAAGUGAAGAAAAGAGAGAAAAUUAAAAUUAAAACACACGUCGGUUUCAUACUAUAACAUUCAAAAAUUGAGAUGUUCAAAUCAAAGGACACUUUUUUUACAGUUUUUUUAAAUGUUUAUCACGAAUGAGGCGAUUUGGUUUGAAUUCAAAGGUCGUGUUUCGGGGCUGAAUUUAUUGCAUAACGAUAAAAAUAAAGAAAAAAAGAAUAAAUGUAAACCCCUCUAAAAGUUAGUUAAAAUGAAAUUGCUUUUCUAAACACAAACGGUGCUCUGCAAUAAAUCGAAAAAAUGGAUAACGGACGCUGCGCACCAAGAAUGGUCUGCAUGGGGUGCAAAAAAAAAUCACCGAGUGUUGGUGGUUAUUAAUUACAGUACGAUACGAAGUGCUUCGAGGUGAAAAUAGUGCUAGAAUUGUGAUAUAUAAAGUAGACUAAUAAAUUGUUCCCGUGUUGCAUAAAUUGCACCGUCGUCGGAGUAAACUAACUUCAUCGAGACAUCGAAGUGACAGUCUUACUCGACUGAUUGAACGUUGCAAUUACAAUUUACAAUACACCCGGGAACACAAACUAUAUUUGUGCAGCAUAAAUACUUUUUUUCAAUCAAAGCUAAACUAGAUUCUUUUGAGUUUCGCGUUAGGCUGAUGCAAAUUUUGAAUAGUUUUUAUGUCCACGGUUAUCAAAGUAAGCUAAGGUGAGGGCAAAAAAAAAUAACACUGA
This is a messenger RNA of Wyeomyia smithii (pitcher-plant mosquito), 2233 nucleotides long. RefSeq lists its product as uncharacterized. The record is from RefSeq and is a predicted model, not a curated record. Lineage: Eukaryota; Metazoa; Arthropoda; Insecta; Diptera; Culicidae. Bases 32 to 1270 code for a protein of 412 amino acids. The transcript is spliced from 3 exons.